This is a messenger RNA of Trichosporon asahii var. asahii CBS 2479, 2409 nucleotides long. RefSeq lists its product as uncharacterized. The record is from RefSeq and is a predicted model, not a curated record. Gene Ontology annotation, biological process: regulation of DNA-templated transcription. The transcript has 5 exons. Gene Ontology annotation, molecular function: transcription cis-regulatory region binding; DNA-binding transcription factor activity, RNA polymerase II-specific. The coding region runs from base 1 to 2409 and encodes 802 amino acids. Gene Ontology annotation, cellular component: nucleus. Lineage: Eukaryota; Fungi; Basidiomycota; Tremellomycetes; Trichosporonales; Trichosporonaceae.
AUGCAAAGCAGCUAUCCCUUAGACGGCCGGUAUCUUGGCGGACGCGGAGACGACGGCUCUCCAGCGUCUCCCUCAGGGGGAUCCGGCAAGGAGAAGCAGGAGCGGCGACCAGGCAUCAACCGUACAAAUCCGCUGUAUCAACAGCGGGCUGGAAUGUGUACUCGAGAAACCAGGACGGCCAGAUACGAUUGGCGAAGAACACUGCGACAGGGCAUGCUCAGCGGCGGCUUCAACUCGUCGACACUGCCCUCAUCCUCGAGCGCGAACACGCUCUCCUACGGGCACUCACCCAGCGCAUCGAUGGCUCCGCGCCGUGGUACGGAGGUGGGCAGCUCGCCCUCCUUCAACACACGCGGCACCGUGAACCCGUACAUCGGCGGGCCCAUGGACGCCGCUCAGCGCCAUUCCCACGCCACGCCUGGCCACUCAUGGGCCCCUAGCCUCGCGACGACUAAGGAUCGGCGGCGAGACAAAGGGGGUACGGACUCGUUGCCACCUUCCCGUUCGGGCUCAGAAGCACCCGACGACAUUCUGGGGACAGAGGAGAUCAUCAACCCGCUGGGGUCCAUGUCGAAGUUGGCGGAGGCGGCGGUGGAGAGGGCGCGCGAGGAGGAGACACGAUCAGAGGAGGAUCUCGGCGUUACGCCGCUCAAGAGGACGCACAGCCGAGAUCAUCUGGGGACGAAGAAAGCCCGACAUGGCGCUCAGCGCACGAUCGUCGAGGCGCAGGGCUUGACGCAGACCGUCACGGAUGUGCCAAAGUCCAAGUCCAAGAAGGCUCAUACCCACUCGCUGUUAGAUGUCGUGGACGAGGGCAUCGUGUCAGAGGAGGAAGCGCGCGAGCUCAUGGCGAUCUACUACCAGGGCUCUAGCCACUUCAUCCCCUGCUACGACCAGCAAUACGACACCUGGGACUCGCUCAAGAAGCGCUCCCCGUUCUCAAUAACAACGAUUGUUAUGGUUGGUGCACGCGUACGCGAUGGGGGCAACCCAACGAGCACGGUCCAGAAGUUAGCGCGGCUGCAAGCGCAAAAGUUUGCCACGGACACCAUGUUCAAUCCCGUCGCGCGUGUCGAGGCAGUGCAGGCGAUGGCGAUCCUGAGCGCGUUCAGCGACAACGGCUGGUUGCCUGGCGGACAUGCCGUGCGCAUGGCGCUUGACAUGGGCAUCAACCGGUCGUUCAUCAAGCUCCUGCGCGGUGGCAUGGGGAAAGGCAAGUCGCCCGAGGAGCUAGAGGAGGAGCGUCCGCUCGUCGUGCAGUCGCGAGUGUGGUUUUGCAUGGCGUACGGAAUGGGCCGACCCGCGAUUCUGCGCGAGGACGAGACGAUCGCACACUGCCGCCGCCUGCUCGAGCACCCGCUCAGCAUCACGUCUGACGCGCGCCUGAUCUCGACAGUGGAGCUCACGGCUCUCCGCGCCCCGCUGCACAUUGAGCUCACGGCCGCCCCCGACGUGCCUAUAGACCAUUCAACGCUGCACCGGCUGAAGCAGGCGAAUGCCGAGUUCGACUCCUGGGAGCGAUACUGGGACCACGUCCUGGCCGAGCGGUUCGGCAAGGGAAAAGCCGAUUUCUACCGCGAGAGCCUCGUCGUGCAGCGGCAAUACGCCGAAUUGUUCGUGAACAGCCAGCUGCUGCGUGGCAUCGUGAAUCCCGCCGACGUGGCCAACAUGCCCGAGGAGAAACGCGUGCUCGCCCUCAGGGCGAUGCGGAACGCGCAGGCAUGUCUCGAGAUCUGCCUCCAUGGCGAGAACUACAGGAACGGCCUCCGCUACGCCGUGCACUAUACGCAUGUGUGUGCCGCGUUCGCGGCGACGUUUCUGAUCCGCAUCGCGCGGCUCUUCCCCGCCGAGCUGGACCUGCGCAAGACGGCUCGAGACGUGGAAGACUUGGCGCGGACACUCUCCGAGAUCCCUGCCGGACGGUAUGCGCGCAGUCUGCGGCUCAUUCUCCGCCGGGCUAGGAAACAAAAAGUCAUACCGGCCAAGAGCGCAAGGGGCAGUCCGAAGCAAACCACUGCCCCGCUGCCCGAGGCACAUCAUCCCGGCGCGCCCGCGCCCAGCGAGACGGCAGGCAGCGUCGGCAGCGAGCACACGCCCUUUGUGCCCAACCUGCUCAUGGGCGCGAGCCAGAUUCUCGACGAGUCGCCCUCGGGUUCCGAGAACAGGGAGAUAUCUGAAUUCGACCUCCUCUUCGCACAGGAGAAUCUGCAGCGUUCGGGCUUGAGUUUAGGUGAGGGCGAGAGUCUGCCGCUGUUCCUGGACGGGCACAGUCUCGGGGGCACGUUUGAGGAGGGCGACCUUGCACCCUUUGUCGGACUUGAGCAGUUCUUCCUCCCCGUCGAUAUUGACUCGAGGUUAACGGACGCUGCGGCUGCGGCUGCUGCGGGGCAGAACGUGCUCUGGCAGUGA